CCUCCUACCGAGGAUAAAGAAAGACUCGUUUUUGUUAAGAGCAUAGGCAACGAACGAGACGGAAUAUCUCUCGGACCGACUAUCUACUUUUCGGUCGCUGUUGGGGUUCCGAGCAUUCCACUUCCUCGUUUGCAAAGAUCGGGAGUCGUUACGUUGUUGGGACAAGUCGUUCGUUACGCUUACGUCCACAUCGAGAUUUGUUAUUCCAUUCGUACCACGGAGUCACGUCGACAGAACCAGACUCUAGCACGGGAGCUCCAAUACGGACCUGCGUGAUCUCAAGUAAGUCUGGCAAGCAAUCGAGGACUAUUCGAGCCUCUGCGUUGUUGCAAUCCUGGUCGUUUGUCCUGUUAUGGCUUAUGAGUCCGGUCUGAUUUGAUUAUCCGAUUGUCUCUCCUUCUAACCUUGUCAGCCCCAAGAAACAUCUGAUGAGCUUUACCCGCAGACAGAAGUGUGAAACUAAUUCAAGAUUAUCAGAAUCAGACUUGGCCAGCAAGAAAGCGUCCUUUACCAUAUCGUCUAUUUCCACAAUGGUGGCAUCCAGAGCCAACCCACGCUUUCGACGCCUCCAGAAAAUCUCACCAGAUUAUUCACCGAGCACAAUUACUCAAUAUGAGUCUGAACGCACUGGUAUGAGGGUAGUCGUGGUGGACCAGGAGGGACCUAAAUUGCAUGGUUACUUCGUGUUGGCCACUGAAAUUCACGACGACUCUGGAGCACCGCACACAUUGGAACAUCUCUGUUUCAUGGGUUCAAAGAACUACAAGUACAAGGGCUUUUUGGACAAGCUUGCCACUCGAGCCUAUUCUAAUACCAACGCUUGGACUGCCACCGACCACACGGCCUACACACUCGAGACGGCAGGCUGGGCGGGAUUCGCACAAAUAUUGCCGGUUUAUCUAGAACAUGUGGUCUUGCCCACACUGACUGACUCAGGUUGCACCACGGAAGUACAUCAUAUUGACGGAAAUGGUAACGACGCCGGUGUCGUCUACUCCGAGAUGCAGGGGGUUCAAAACAUGGCAGCAGAACUGAUUGAGCUACGGUCAAAAAGAAUCCUCUAUCCAGAAGGCGUCGGCUUCCGUUACGAAACUGGGGGCAUGAUGGAACAACUUCGCGUCCUUACCAGCGACCGCAUACGAGAAUUUCACCGCGACAUGUACCAACCUAGAAACCUGUGUCUGGCAUUAUUUGGGGAAGUCAAUUACGAGGAGUUAUUGGCCAUUCUGGACGACUUCGAAUCAUCAAUCAUCUCUGACAUACCUAGUCCUGAUGCCCCUUUCAAGCGACCAUGGAUCAACUCCAAGCAGACUCCCGCAUUGACUGAAUCAACGUUAGAGAGGGUCGAGUUUCCCGAAGAGGAUGAAUCAUUCGGAGAGGUCGAUAUCCGAUUUCUUGGGCCUGAUUGUUCGGACGCUCUACCUACAGCCGCUUUGAGCGUUGCCCUCCUGUAUCUGGCUGGCUCCUCGGCUGCGGUCCUCGACAACGCACUGGUAGAAAAAGAGCAGUUGGCAAGUGGCGUCUACUUUACCGUGGAUAGUCGACCUCGUACCGAGAUUGCCUUCUCGAUGUCGGGUGUUGAGACUGGCCGUCUGGAAGAGGUGGAAAAGCGAUUUUUUGAAGUCUUGAAAGAGGCUGUGGAGAAGUCAUUGGAUAUGAAGUUCAUGAGAGACUGCAUCGACCGGCAGGUUAGAACAUACAAGUUCAACGCCGAGGCCACGCCAACAGCAUUCGCUGACGCCAUUAUCUCAGACUAUCUUUUCGGUAAACGAGACGGCUCAACACUGGAAUCCCUACAGUCAUUGAAGCAGUACACCACAACGCUAGUUUCCUGGAGCGAGCAGCAGUGGAAGGACUUCCUCAAGCAGUACAUUUCUGACGCCCCUCAUGUGUCAAUCCUGGGGGUACCGUCAGCACGCUUGUCCGAGAAACUCAAGACAGAUGAAGCCCGGCGAAUCGAGCAGCAGAAGACCAGCCUGGGUCCUGAUGGUUUGAAGAAGAUGCAGAAGAAGCUUGAUCAAGCCAAGGCUGAGAACGACCUCGAGAUUCCUCGGGAAUUACUUGGACAAUUCAAAGUGCCAUCAACCGACUCGAUUCAUUUUGUUACAACUUCCGGCGCUCGAGCAGGUCUUGCUCUCGAGAUCGGUAAGCCAAACAACAGAUAUCAGAAUGUCAUUGACAAGGACGCUGGGAAUGUUGCGCUUUUCCUGGAUUUCGAACACAUUCCCACAAACUUCGCCCGGGUGAAUAUGAUCAUCUCUACCGAGACGCUUCCGGACGAGCUUCGGCCGCUCCUUUCGAUCUACAUGGAAGCAUUCUUUAAUCUGCCUGUCAAGCGUGGAUCAAAUAUCAUUGACUUUGAGCAAGUCGUGGUCGAGCUCGAGCGAGAUACGGUCGGCUAUAACAUCGACUCUGCCGGCAGUCUAGGAAACAGCGAAGGCAUCCGAGUGAGCUUCCAAGUUGAACUGGAAAAGUACAAGGUCGCCAUCAAGUGGUUGAGCGAGCUUUUGUACAAGUCGAUCUUCGAUGUGGAGCGGCUAAAGGCAAUCAACACAAGACUGCUUGCCGACGUGCCCGAUGCGAAGCGCAGUGGUGAUGAUAUGAUGACAGCCGUCCGUGUGAUGACCCAUCUGGCUCCAAAAUCGAUCGGUCGUGCCCGGAGCACACUGGUGAAGGCGCUUUAUCUUAGACGCAUCAAGCAGCUCUUGGCCACUGACCCGGAUCAGGUGGUGCGUCAACUGGAGCGGUUGCGCGGGCAUCUCUGCCGUUUUGAGAACUACCGAGUUCUAGUCAUUACGGAUCUUGACCAGGUGCAAGAGCCAGUCAGCGCCUGGGACUCGUUUCUGGAAGGCAUGGAGACGAACAAAAAGCUCGCGCCUGUUGGCAAACGUAUUGAUCGAUUAAGCGCGGCCGGCAAGACCCCAGGGAGCCUCGCUUACGUGGUGCCGAUGCCAACGAUCGAUUCCUCGUUCGCGUAUGCGGCAGCACGAGGGCCGACUUCCUAUGACGACCCGAAAAUGCCUGCAGUCAUGGUUGCAAUGGCGUAUAUGAAUGCAGUCGAGGGUCCUCUUUGGGUUGCAGUACGCGGCACUGGUCUUGCUUACGGCACGAACAUGGGCUAUGAUAUUGAUUCCGGGUAUAUCCAUUUGGACGUGUACCGAUCGCCGGACGCGUACAAGGCCUUCGAAGCAAGCCAGAAAGUGGUGCGUGGGCACAUGAUGGGAGAGAUUGAGUUUGAUCCUUUAAUGCUCGAAGGAGCCAUCAGCAGCAUCGUCGUGGCCUUUGCGAACGAGCAACAGACGUUGGCUAGUGCGGCGGGAGCGAGCUUCGUCCGAGCGGUAAUGAAGGGCUUGCCAGAGGAUCAUAUGGAGAGAUUACUCAAGAAGGUCAGGGCCGUGGAGGUGGAGGAUAUCAAAGAUGCCUUAAAGAGCGUGGUGUAUGAUAUGUUCACGCCGGGUACGGCGGAUAUCUUCAUCACGUGCGCGCCUGGAUUGAAGGAGGCUAUCGCGGAGGGCCUGAAAGGUGCUGGAUUCUUGCCGGAAAUCCAUGAUCUGAAUCACUUUCAGGACGACUAUGGUUUAAAGACUAUUGAUGAUGAUGAAGACGAUGGUGAGGAUGAGGAGGACGAUGAGCAAGAUGAUGAGUCUGAGGAUGUUGAAGGAAGUGAGGGUUUUGAGAUUGUUGAUGGGAAUGAGGAUAAAAUGGACGAAAAUUAGAUCGGCCAAUUGAACUGGUUACCUGAACACGGUAGACUUCGAUAGAUUCUAGACUGGAAUACAGCCUUCGAUCUUCUCGACAUGCGUACUUACAGAUGAGUAUGGAAGAACAAGCAUGGCGUCAGCUUCGCUCAUUGCUUUAGACAGUGAGAAAAACGCCGUCACCGUCUACGUGCCUGGUAGAUGGAGAGGAUGGUGUGGAGGCUGGUGAACUUAUAUCAAGUCUUGGCCUUGCUUCCGAACACGUUCACGU
Messenger RNA from Exophiala viscosa, 3969 nucleotides. Its product is annotated as Metalloenzyme, LuxS/M16 peptidase-like protein. The transcript has 2 exons. Gene Ontology annotation, molecular function: metal ion binding. Lineage: Eukaryota; Fungi; Ascomycota; Eurotiomycetes; Chaetothyriales; Herpotrichiellaceae. The record is from RefSeq and is a predicted model, not a curated record. The coding region runs from base 429 to 3716 and encodes 1095 amino acids.